Molecule: messenger RNA, 303 nt
Organism: Clunio marinus
Lineage: Eukaryota; Metazoa; Arthropoda; Insecta; Diptera; Chironomidae
Source: the annotation of a GenBank genome assembly
AUGUUCCACUCAUUGUGGGUGGAACAGCAGCUGAGGUUAGUAAAGUGUAAUGGAUUAUAUUUGUGCAAAGGUUCUAUGGUUAGCCCAGAUUUUGUAUUGACGGCAGCUCAUUGUCUUUAUGAUGACAGUCAUGGUUGGGAUUUGAAAGUUCACAAUGCUAAUGACGUUACCAACUAUAUCAAACCUAUUUUUAGGCAACCGAGCUUAGAAAAAAAUUUACGAAGCUAUUCCCAAAAGUCAAAUAGAAUAGAUUUUGUCACAUCUUGUAUUGAACCAUCAGAUAAUCCUAAUCGAUUAAAUUAA